UCACACUGCUGCGGCUGUUUUCCCUAAAAAACAAGAAACUAACUUAGCUUAGUUAAUCGCUCCCAAGCGGUCUUACCAGUUAUUGUUUAAUUACUUAUUUCGCUGCAGCUGCAAGAUGACAAAGAACCGCGUUUACGUCGUCGGUGUGGGCAUGACCAAGUUCGAGAAGCCCGGCCGCCGAGCGGAUGUGUGCUACCCGGACUUUGCCAAGGAGGCCAUCACCAAGGCUCUGCAGGAUGCGGGCAUCAAGUACGAGGAGGUGCAGCAGGCGGUGGCCGGCUACGUCUACGGCGACUCCACCUGCGGCCAGCGGGCGCUAUACGAGGUGGGCAUGACCGGCAUUCCGGUGUACAAUGUGAACAACAACUGCUCCACGGGUUCGAGUGCCCUGUACCUGGCCAAGCAGAUCAUCGAGAGCGGCAAUUCGGACUGUGUCCUGGCUCUGGGCUUCGAGAAGAUGGAGCGGGGAUCGCUGUCCUCCAAGUACUUUGACCGAGCUAACCCCAUGGAGCGUCACAUCACGGAGAUGGGCGAGCUCACGGAAAUUGGAGCUGGACCCAUGGCUGCCCAGAUCUUCGGCAACGCCGGCAAGGAGCACAUGCAGAAGUACGGCACCAAGCCCGAGCACUUCGGCAAGAUCGCCUGGAAGAACCACAAGCACUCGGUCAAUAAUCCAUACUCGCAGUUCCGCGAUGAGUACACUCUGGAGCAGAUCAUGAAGUCCCCGCAGGUGGUGGAGGGAGUCUUGACCAAGCUGCAGUGCUGUCCCACCUCCGAUGGUUCUGGAGCAGCCAUCCUGGCCUCCGAGGCCUUUGUGCGUCGCCAUGGAUUGGAGAAGCAGGCCGUGGAGAUCGUGGGCAUGGAGAUGGCCAGCGACCCGGCUUCCACAUUUGCUGACAAGAGCCUCAUGAAGAUUGCUGGCACCGAUAUGACCCGCCUGGCCAGCCAGCGAUUGUUCGCCAAGAGUGGCUACAAGCCGCAGGACGUGCAGGUUGUGGAGCUCCACGACUGCUUCUCGGCUAAUGAGCUAGUGACUUACGAAGCUUUGGGGCUGUGUGGCGAGGGCAAGGCCGGCGAGUUCAUCGACGCUGGAGACAACACCUACGGCGGCAAGUUCGUGGUGAACCCGAGUGGCGGCCUAAUCUCCAAGGGUCAUCCUCUGGGAGCCACUGGACUGGCCCAGUGCGCUGAGCUCUGCUGGCAGCUGCGAGGUCUGGCCGAGAAGCGUCAGGUGCCGGGAGCUCAGCUGGCGCUGCAGCACAACCUGGGCUUGGGUGGGGCUGUGGUGGUGGCCCUGUAUCGUCUGGGUUUCCCCGCGGCCAACAAUGUGGUCCGUAACUUGACUGCCGCAGGAAAAGCGGCCACAAGCGAGGAGGGCUUCAAGGUGGCUCCUCUGCUGAGGCUCCUGGAGCAAGCCAUGCAGGAGGACAAGGACAACCUGAUCGAGAAGGUGAGGGCAGUGUAUGGCUUCAAGGUGAACAAUGGUCCAAAUGGCCAGACAGGCUACUGGGUCAUCGAUGCCAAGCAGGGCAAGGGCAAGAUCAUCUUCAAUGGAACGCAAAAGUGCGAUGUCACAUUUAUUAUCAGCGACGAGGAUGUGUUUGAGCUGCUCACUGGCAAGCUGCCGCCGCAGAAGGCCUUCUUCCAGGGCAAGAUCAAGAUCCAGGGCAACAUGGGCUUUGCCAUGAAACUGAUGGACCUGCAGCGCUCCGCCCAGGGUAGAAUCGAGGAGCUGCGCUCCAAGUUGUAGGCUGUCUGGGACAAAAUUUGUGUCACAUUUCCCAUUUGCAAUGUCUUUUUGGUGGCUUUUGGAUCUGAUAAAACUUAGCUUAAAACGAUUUAAAUGUAUCUUUUGUAUUACUUUAUAGAAAAUAAAACUGUUAUACUCUUA
Messenger RNA from Drosophila kikkawai, 1891 nucleotides. RefSeq names its product Sterol carrier protein X-related thiolase (gene ScpX). Lineage: Eukaryota; Metazoa; Arthropoda; Insecta; Diptera; Drosophilidae. The record is from RefSeq and is a predicted model, not a curated record. Gene Ontology annotation, molecular function: acyltransferase activity, transferring groups other than amino-acyl groups.